CGAGAAGGCGGAGGUCGGAUGGAGUGAAUGGCUGCUAAAGGGAGGGGCUUCACACAAACUCGGGAGUCCUGUUACUGAACGCUGGAGAUUUUGGAAAUGUAAGGAACAGCUCAAGUCAUUUUCUCUUUGCAGGUUUCUUCGCACAUCUAAAGGACGCAGAGCUCGUUCGCCUCACCGCGCAGGGUCACGCUCUCAGGAUUGAAGCAUGGACGAUGAUUUCGAGCGGCGCAGGGAGCUCAGGAGACAGAAGCGGGAGGAGAUGCGUCUGGAAGCCGAGAGGAUGGCGUAUCGCCGGAAUGAGGAGGAUGAGGAGGAGGCCGCUCGUGAGCGCAGACGAAGAGAGCGGCAGGAGAGACUGCGCGGUAAGGACAGCGAGGAUGUGGCCUACCAACCCGAGACCCCGGAGCUCAACAACAGCCACAGUGUUACGGUGACAGAGAGUGUAUCCACCUCAGUGGUGUCCUCCAGCGGGACGGGAGAGGGGGAUGAUGAAGAACAAGCCCUGCUGGAGCGCCUGGCCAAGAGAGAGGAGCGCAGGCAGAGGAGGAUGAAGGAGGCGCUGGACAGACAGGAGGAGCUAGAGAGCAGCCAAACCUCACACCACAGCCUGGAGGAGAGCAGCGGCCUGCACCACGGCCGGAGCUACGAGCCUGAGGAGGAGGUGAAACAGGUGGAGGAGGAGGAGGAGCUCAUCCCUAGAGAGGAGGUGGUGGUGGAGGAAAAGCCACGGAGGUCUUAUUUUAGAGAACAGGAAUCCGCUGAGGAAAUAUCUAAAAUACCUGAGGAGGACAAUAAUGAGCGAGAUGCUGUGCCUUCUUCUGAACUACAUGAGGUGGUUAUAAAUGAAGACGUAGAUGAUUCUGCAUUUGUUUCGGAGACGGAAAAUGGCACCGCAGAGCUCACUGCAGGUGUAUGGGAGGAAAAGAGUGAGAUAGAGGGAUUGACAGAGAAUGGAGUGGAUGAAAUGAGAGAGGCAGAAAACUUUGAGAAAUGUGAGGUUUCAGAAAAUGACGAGUCUUUGAUGGAAGAUGAGGAUGUGAUGAGAAAGAAUAAACAGCCCAAUGGAGGAGUGUGCGAGGACAGCACUCCCAAACACAAGAGAGCUGAGAGGACUUUCAGCCGAGGCAGCUUGCGCUCUCCUGAGGCGCCGGAGGCAGACGAUGCAGACGGCGAGGAUGCUCGCUUGGAGGCUGAGAGAAAGCUGGAGGAACUGAAGAGGAGAAGAGAUGAGAUGGAGAGCGAGGAGUUCGAGAGGAUGAGGCAGAAACAGCAGGAGGCCGAGGUGGAGCUGGAGGAGCUGAAGAGGAAGAGGGAGGAGAGGAGGAAGGUGCUGGAAGAGGAGGAGCGGCAGAGGAAGCAGGAGGAGGCUGAGAGGAAAGCCAGAGAGGAGGAGGAAAAGAGGAGGAUGAAGGAGGAGAUCGAGAAGAGAAGAGCAGAGGCGGCCGAGAAGAGGCAAAAAGUGGAGGAUUCAGAGGAAGGAGAGGCCAGGAAACCCUUUAAGUGUGUCAGUCCCAGAGGAUCCUCCCUGAAGAUCGGUGAGAGGGCAGAAUUUCUCAACAGAUCAGCACAGAAGAGUUCUGUGAAGGCGUCUCACAGUCCUGUGGUGUCUAAGAUUGAUAACCGAUUAGAGCAGUACACCAGCGCAGUGCAGAGCCACAAAGAGGUCAGAUCUCCCAGAUCAGCUGCCAUAGAUCUUCCCAUGGUGACGGACGGUAUUCGCAACAUCAAGAGCAUGUGGGAGAAGGGGAAUGUCUUCAGCUCUGGUGGGAGCCCAGCGUCCACCAACAAGGAUGCAGCUGGGAUAAAGGUGGGCGUGGCCGGCCGCAUCAACGAUUGGUUGAAUAAAACUCCAGAGACGGGCAAGACGUCAGGAGGAAGACCCACGGUAAGUCUUUGACUGUGUCCAUCACACUCGUGAA
This is a messenger RNA of Sinocyclocheilus rhinocerous, 1919 nucleotides long. RefSeq names its product non-muscle caldesmon-like. Gene Ontology annotation, biological process: muscle contraction; angiogenesis; actin filament bundle assembly. Gene Ontology annotation, cellular component: actin cytoskeleton. The record is from RefSeq and is a predicted model, not a curated record. Gene Ontology annotation, molecular function: myosin binding; calmodulin binding; actin binding. The transcript has 14 exons. Lineage: Eukaryota; Metazoa; Chordata; Actinopteri; Cypriniformes; Cyprinidae. Bases 206 to 1897 code for a protein of 563 amino acids.